GGAGCCGCUGGCCGCACACUCUCAGCUAACUCUCCGCUAAUACUCCCGCCCGGCUGCGGAAACGGGUGACUGGGGGUUUCACCCAGCAGGCAGUGACUGGGCAGCUAAACCAUCCCACAAUGCCGUGCGCCGGGGUCCUUUCACACAUGCUGUCUCUGAAGCCACGCGCUGUGUGAGUGAGAACCUAGAGAGUCCGGAACCGAGACCGAGCCGGGAACCGAACCAUGCCGAAAUCCAAGCGGGACAAGAAGGGUGAGAACCGGGGGGGGGCUGUGUAUAGCGGGGUACGGUCAGGGGCUGUGUAUAUCGGGGUACGGUCAGGGCUGUGUAUAGCGGGUACGGUCAGGGCUGUGUAUAUCGGGGUACGGUCAGGGGGCUUCGUGUAUAUCGGGUACGGUCAGCUGUGUAUACGGUACGGCCAGCUGCAUAUCGGGGUACGGUCAGGGCUGUGUAUAGCGGGUACGGUCAGGGGCUGCGUAUAUCGGGGUACGGUCAGGCUGCGUAUAGCGGGUACGGUCAGGGGGCUGUGCUGUGUAUAUCGGGGUACGGUCAGGGCUGUGUAUAGCGGGUAAUACGGUCAGCGUGCAUAGCGGGUACGGUCAGGGGGCUGUGUAUAUCGGGGUACGGCCAGGGGCUGUGUAUACCUGGGUAACACGGGCCAGGGGCUGCGUGUAUAUCGGGUACGCCAGGGGCUGUGGUUAUCGGGUACGGUCAGGGGGCUGCGUAUAUCGGGUACGGUCAGGGGGCUGUGUAUAGCAGGGUACGGUCAGGGGCUGUGUAUAAUGGGUACCGUCAGGGGCUGUGUAUAUCGGGUACGGUCAAGUGGGGGCUGUGUAUAUCGGGGUAAUGGCCAUGGGGCUGUGUAUAUCGGUACGGGUCGGGCUGUGUAUAUCUGGGUACCGUCGGGGCUGUGUAUAUCGGCUGUGUAUAUCGGGUACGGUCGGGGCUGUGUAUAUCGGGGUACGGUCAGGGGGGGGUCGGGGCCUCUGCUGUUCUCUCCAAUAAGUCACCCAGUGGCCUUUACUGUCCUGUGCGGGCAACAGCAUGAGGAAGUUGCAGCCUUUCUUUUAAUGUUCAUAUAUAUAUAAAAAAAAAAUUUUUUUUUUUUUAUUAACUAAUUUGGGACAUUAAAUUGGCAAUAAAUAUGUUUAAUCUCCUGUUUUUCCAGUUUCAUUAACCAAAACAGCCAAAAAAGGUCUGCAGGCGAAACAAUCCCUGAUAGAAGAGGUAAGGAUAUAACGUGGUUUUGUGAUUGAUUUGGCAGAAUGGGAAUUCAUUUUUGUCAGUUCUGUUCCGGGGCACAUGGCUUGUUUGGAAUGUCCUAGAUCAUUAAACCAUUUCUAUUCCUACGUAUGACACCUCUUAUACUUUCAGCUGCGGAAAUGCGUGGAUACGUACCAGUAUCUCUUUGUGUUGUCUGUUGAAAACAUGAGAAAUAACAAACUGAAAGAUGUGCGUAAUGCCUGGAAACACAGCAGGUACCACUUUUUAUUUCACGCUACAAAAUCUUAUGGUUUACUUUGUAUAAGGUUUCUGGCUUAAUAUACCAUACUGGGCACCAUGCGGGAGGUCCUCGUCCCAAUUUGUAGUAAAACCUGCACAUAGAAGGUUUCACUUACCCUGAAUCAAGUGUGGGGCAAAGCUCUCGGCGCUGCUUUCCGUGUCACCUCUAAUGUCACUGGAGCUGUGUGCGCUGUCCAUACACAGGUUUCUCAUAGCGUUUGCACUCUGAGCAGGUAAAUGGAGAUGAGGUAGGGUUUAAAAUAAAAAAUAAAAAAAAAACGUAGGGAAGCUGGAGAGUUAGCUUCCACCUUGCAAGCAUUCUUCACGUCUGUCAGCAUGCAGUGUGUGCUGAGAACAGACGCAAUUUAUGCACAGAAUUUACACUAGGAAACUCUGAACAGAGUCCUGGGCUGCCUAAGUUACGUGCUUAGGGUGCAUCUAGCCCCAGGCAAAUAAUGAACAAUAUGUCUGAAUGUGCAGCAUUUCAAUGAGAAACAUGGCACAAACUGACUCCUAGCACCAUGACUAGUUCAAAUCACUGAGUUGGUCAUAGUGGUUGGAAUAACGCUUUAUAAUAUCAUCUUUCCGUCAGAAAGUACAAUUGAGCCCCUGCAACACAGUGACUACCUGCCGAGUGCAGUCUCUAUCUCCUUGUCUGGUUUGAACAUCUGAAUAGUUGUCAAUGCAUAGAGUUCCAGCGUAGUGAUCUCUGGUGAAAAUGUGUACCAUGUUUCUUUCAGAUUAUUCUUUGGAAAGAACAAGGUGAUGAUGGUUGCCCUGGGAAAAGGACCAUGUGAUGAGUACAAAGAUAAUUUGCACAAGGUAAGUUUUUGUCAGUAGAUGUGCUCUUGGCCACGUUCGUCCGACUCAGUAUGCACCAACUAACUUUCCAUUCUGUUCCUACAGCUCAGCAAGUGUCUGAAAGGAGAGGUUGGGGUCUUGUUCACCAAUCGAACGGCGCAGGAAGUGAAAGAGUAAGUCCCAUGCACCCCAGUCACUCAACUUAGGAAUCUUAUCUCUUAAGUGAGUGUGUUGUUUUUUUUUGUUUGUUUUUUUUUCAGAAAAAAUCAUUUUCUAUUGUGUUUAGAUAUUUACUAAGAAGGUUUGAGAACUUUAUCUUGGAAUUCUGUAGCAGCAAAUUUUCACAGCUAAGCAACAGACCCCAAAUAUAAACCCGCAUUCAACAAAUGCAGUUUGGUUUUUAAAGGAAUGCUCUGCUCUGAUAUUUACUUUUUUAUUUUUUUUUAUUGCAUAGACAAUGCAUUAAAAUGAAUGCAAUUUAACAAGAAAACAUACUUAUACGUUUAUUUAUUUGCGCUUGUUCACAUUAACUUUGACCUCUGCCAUUAGGAGUCACUCUGGGCAAUCAGGAGUGUUGUAUUCAAGCCUAUGAUACCUGAACUGUCAGAAAAGUUCCCAGCAUUGCAAGGGUUGAAGUAUAGGGGGAGGAGCUCUGUACAGCCAUAACUCUAUGCAGAGCAGGGGUUUCUGGGAGUUGGUUUUCAGCUAUAAAAUUAACCCCUUAAGGACACAUGACAUGUCAUGAUUCCCUUUUAUUCCAGAAGUUUGGUCCUUAAGGGGUUAAGGCAGUCACCUGAUCUAUAUGUUGGCUCUUCAUUGUACAGGAAAUGGCAUGAAGGAAAUAUUUUAAAAAGACCGAGAUGGGACAAAGGAGGCAUGGUGAAGAUCUGUGCUGCAAUAAAAAAUAAAGUAUAGAUAAUUUAGCUAAAAGCUGUGCUAUAUAAAAUGUAUUCCUGGGUUUGUGAUAUUGAAUAUAUUUUGUCAGAUACCUUUUUAACACCUGUACUUAGGCUCGCAUUCACUUAUAGGUUUUUGAGCAUUAUUAAUGCACACAGCCUGUGCUGCUGCUAACUCUUACUUUGUCCUCUUUCCAUAGAUGGUUUGACCAGUUUAAGGAGACAGAUUUCUCCCGCGCAGGGAAUAAAGCCACACAUGAUGUGGUUCUCGAUGUCGGACCUUUGGAACAGUUUCCACAUUCUAUGGAACCGCAGUUACGGCAACUAGGACUUCCCACGGCCCUGAAGAAAGGUAAGUUAGUUGCCAAACAUCCCUAUGCAUUAAUUCGUAGGAGAGUAGUCAUUAAACCAUGAGUUGUGUGUGUGUGGCUGAAAAUGUUUUUUUUUAUUCUGUACCGUAUUGGCUUGGCAAAGACCAGAUAUAAAUACAGAUAAGAGAUCUCUGAAAUAAAGAUGGUUGGAAAUCCUAUGUUAAAAGGUUGCUUUAAGCCACUUAUUUUGCCUGAAGACUUCCUGUGGUUUAAAUGAACUAAUUUCAGGAUUUUGUAAUUCCGUUUUCUGAUGGUUACAAGUUGUUUAGUAAUAAACCCCACUUUGUUUUUGUGGAAAUGUGGUGUGCUUAGUUUAGGUAUUGGCAUUCUACAGGACAAAGCUGAGAACUGAAUCUCACAGAAUGCAUUGCUGUUCCGAUAAAGUAUAGGUAUCAGUGCCGUAUAAAGUAUCAUGAGUCGCCUUUCUGGUUUGGAGAAUAAUCCCUAAACUAUCAAUAUAAUGUGUCCAUCCCCAGCCUUUUAACUUGUGGAUCAUAUUUGUUCAAGUUCUAUAUGAAAAUGUAGAGAUUGCAUACUGAGCUCCAUAUAAUGUAUUCUAUGCUUUUUCCUCUUUCAGGAGUGAUCACGCUGCUGUCUGAUUACGAAGUGUGCAAAGAAGGAGAUGUACUAACACCUGAACAAGCUCGGAUUCUGGUGAGCUACUGAUGUUCAUACUGUCAUUAUUCUGUAUUUCCACUGGAGCUGCAAAGAAGUAUGGCAGACAUGUUUAAACAAUAAUUAUCUUAUAUAUUUUUCUGUGGCAAUUUUGUUUUGUGAUGGCUACUAAAUCUACGAAACCUCAACUUCUAAAAUUGUUUCACAUUGACAUUUUAUUUUAGUCCUUGUAUUUUGUGUCCUGUAACUUUCAAAAUAAGCUGAAAGCCUACACAUAUUAUGUAGUCUAUAAAUCAAGACACAUAAAUGAAUUUAUUUUGAAUUACUUUUCGUAAGGUGGACAAAUUAUGCACACGCUAUUGCCAAAACUGUGGGGGGAAAGUUUGGGUUCCACUUUUUUUUUAUAUAUAUAUUUAAUGAAAAUUUUAAAUGUAUGAGACAUCAAAUUAAAGCCCUUUUUUGUCCUCUUAAAAAAAGGUAUAUAAUAUGUGUUGGUGCAAUAAAUGACAGAGAUGCAAAUUGCAUUGGAAAACAAACAGCAAAAAGUGCAAACAAACAGUGCUUCUGUGUCCUUAGGGGGUUAAUGUACGGUCUACAGCUUAAUGUAGUUGUUCUGGUGAAUAUAAUCACUCCCUGUAAGCACUUUGUAAUGUAAAUACUGCCUUUUCAGACUCAAGGCAGUAUUUACAUUUUCCCCUUGGGGUACCUCCAAGUGACCACUCCUCCAAUGACCACUGGAGGUUUUCCAAGGGUAGUGCUACACAGCAUCUCCACGCUCUACAUGGAGACACUGAAUUUUUCUCAUUGAGAUGCAUUGAUUCUAUACAUUUCUAUGAGGAGGUGCUCAUUGGCCAUGCGAUUUCAGGCAAUCCAGUGCUUUCCUAUGGGAAAACAUUGGAUUGGCUGAAAUCUUAAAUUUAUGUCAGCAAGAGAGGGUUCAGGGGUGGUGCCAGCACUGGCGUACCUGCGCAGCACUAGCAAUAAGGUGUUUUUAUUUAAUUUGUAAGGGUGAGCCACCGUGGUGUGUGUGUGUGUGUUUUUUUUUUUUUUUUUUUUCUUCUCUCCCCUUCCCCACACACUAGGGUAAGGAAUAAAAUGUCCUUUUACAGAGCUACUCCUAGCACCAUGACCACUUCAGUGAUUUGAAGUAGUGUCUGUGCAGUGUUUUGCUUUGAAAAGCUGCACAUACAAUGUUAAACCCAUCUGCUGCUGGAGGUGUAACUCCACCUACAGGAGAAUCAUUGGGGCGUCAUUAGCCAAGCUGGAACCAGAGUUCCAGGACGGCUGUCAAUUCUAUGCAACUUGUCAGAUAUUAUAGCAGUUUGCUAAUCAAUUCGGUCAGCUGACUCUCAUCCAAUGGAUAUCGACUGGAUCUGUUUCUGCAGAAGCCAAGAGUAUAUAUAUUUUUUUUUUUUUUUUUAAAGGGACACACCAAUCACCAUAACCACUACUGUGCCGUGCCUCUCAGUUAAUUGGCUGAGUUUGUCAGCUGACUGUCAUUGAACUUGUCACCCGGGAGCUCUUGUUCGGACAAGAUUAUACCCCAAUGACACUACUAGAGAUGGUGCUUCACAGAGAUGAAACUGCACAGAAAUUCCAAGCACCAUGACCACUUCAAAUAACUGAAGUGUUCAUAAUGCUUGGAGUAAUCCUUUAUUCAAUCAAUGAGGGGAUGGAUGAAAGCUUUAGUUGCACCUACCUUCUAAGCAGAGAUACCCUUUAAAGAACAUUUGGUGAGUUCAUUAGAGAUUUAGGAAGAGGCUGUGUGAGUGGAGUAUUUUAUUUUAUCUGAGACAGCUGGGGAUCACUAGAUUUUCCUGUCCCCCACAUGUUGCCUGCUUCUUGCACUGUGGGCUAAGUGACAGGCCAUUGUUACCAGUUCCUGAUAAAGAGGAUUGCACAUGGUCAGUGGCUGAAUACAUUGAAUGGAAUUCUCAGUGGGUAAGGUCUGCAAAACUGAAGAAACAUUCAGAAAAAUGGUCUGAAAUACUUUUUUUGUUGUCUAUUUCAGAAACUGUUUGGCUAUCAAAUGGCAGAGUUUAAAGUUACCCUAAAAGCCAAGUGGAUUGCGGAAACAGGAGAGUUCCAACGUUUUGUUGAAGAAAGGGAUGAUCAGAGUGGUGACGAGAUGGAGGAGGAAAAAGAGGAAGAGAAAGAAGAUUAAAGAGACUCUUACACAUCAGAACUGGUGAUAGAGCAGCUCCUGUUUUAACUGACACUCGUGUGAUUCAGUUCCUGUUUGCACAACAGACACUGCAUUCUGGGUUUGGGCCCUUAGUACAGUAGGAAUCUGUAUCCAUUUUCUACCAGACACUGGGUGUGAAGGUAUGGGAUACUGAAAAUGUAAUUGUUUUCUUGGCUGCAGAUCAAAGCGUUUUCCCUGCUGUUGACUACACUUUGUUCUAGAUAACUUUUUUUCUUGUGUAAAUACCUGCAAGUGGUACCAGGACCCCUUCCCCUAUGAUAUAUUAAGCAGAAUAGUUGGCCGUGGGUCUCGCCCCUGCAGCUUGCAUCUCCUCCGCCUUGUGUUGACCCAGCUGUAUAAUAACCUCUCCAGAGCAAUGUUACUGUGUUUUAACAGAUGACAUUUGUAACAAAAUAUGUUUAUAAAAUCCAACUGAUUUUAAUCUCAUGAGUCUCUUAUUGAAAUAUUUUUCUUGAUCCGUGUUCAAUUGUUCCCUUUUAAAUCCAGCUAUUACAGUAAGGAGCUAUAGUAAGUGCUAGAUUUAUCUUGUACAUUUUCUAAAAUGAGAUUCUUUCUCUCCGUUGAGCCCUUUGUCUGCAAACAGGAUUAUUCACUGAAGGGAGAAUUGUCACCACAUCAAAGUAAAUUUCAAAUUUUAAGACCAAACUAACUGAGCUGGAAGCACAGCUUGUUUGAAGAAAUGUCAAUUCAGCUCUUUUGGUCUAAAUGUAAUUUUCAGUUCCUGUCAAUUCUCACCGUCGUGAAUAACCAUGUAAAUCUCUGCCCCAACUUAUCCCAAUUAAGUUAAAUAAUGAAACUUUUUAUGAAAUGCUUUAUUCUGAUUUCCAGCACACAGAAUAUAAAUCACACACAAAUUUCUAUAGAUUAACCAUUUGCUGAAUUACCAGCAUGGCACCUACCCUGUCCUGCACUCCAGGAGGCUGGGAACAGUAGUAUUUAGAUUUACAAUGCAUUUCUGUCUGCUGACAAUUCCAAAUCACAUGUGACUAUGCAAAGCCAUUGUUUUGGCUUUGUGCUCUCGCUAGGGUUGCUAGAUUCACCAUAUUUUCCUGGCUGCACCACAAUAUAUCCUCUAAAAGGCACAUUGCUUAUUGCAGGCCCUGGCAGAAAUGUUUACUGCAGAUAGGUAGAUCAAUUAUACUGCCUUACAGGAUUGUGAAUUUAUGUUUUUCAGUUAAAUGAAAAUAAUAAUCAAGGCAGUUUUUUUUUUUUUGGCCACUCUGAAUAUGUACUGCACAGCAGCACUUUUCCUGCAUUGUCCUACAGCAUAUUGAAGAGACGUGGAGCCAGGAAAACAUGGUGCAGUUGGCAGCUCCAGCCCUGCACUAGCGGAAAUAGUUUGGACAGUUGUGAGCAACCAGGUUCCAGGCCUCAUUGAACGCGGUGACAACAGCUGGGAGCAGCGGACCUUCCUCUGCGCAAGCCAGGUUCUGGAGCAGCUGCUCUGUGCUGGACAUUCCCAAAAUUACCGCAUCUCCACGGCUUCCCUGCCAGAGCAAGGAGAAUGUUAUCACAAACAAAACUGCAUUUUCAUAGGACUGGUG
Messenger RNA from Pelobates cultripes (western spadefoot toad), 7936 nucleotides. The record is from the annotation of a GenBank genome assembly. Lineage: Eukaryota; Metazoa; Chordata; Amphibia; Anura; Pelobatidae.